AUGAAGAGCGCGAACGAGUUCCUCAACGAGUUCGCGGAGUCCCAGGCGGCCUGGGGGCACUGCAGUGCCAUUCUUGAAGCCUCAUACCCUGCAGAGGUGCAAUACUUCUGCGCGAACAUGCUCCUGAACAAGGUCCGCAGCGAGUGGCGGCGCCUCGACGCCGCCACGAAGGCCUCGGUCAGCAACCUGGCGCGGCAGCGCCUCCUCGCGCUCUCGUCCGGCCCGACCGCCUCGAGCAUCACCGCGCAGCGCCUCUGCAAGGUCGUCGCCGGCAUCGCGAUCCAGUCCGGCGCGGAGGCCGUCUCGUCCUUCGCCGAGAGCGCCAUCCAGCUGGUGUCCGGUCAGUCUCCGGCGUCCGGAGCAGUGCACACGGCGUGCAACAUGCUGCUCGCGAUCACGGACGAGAGCAUGUACCACUCGGACGCGGUGCGCGAGGCAGCGGUCCACGCCGCGCUUUACCCGUCGCUGCCGCGUGUGUUGGCGCUGGUGGAGGCGGUGGUGGCGACGCGCACGCUCGAGGGGCCCGUCGAGGCGGCGCUGCGGGUGCUCGGGGCGUGGAGCGUCCUGGAUCCGCACGGGAGCGGCGACGACGAGCGGCGGUCGUUCGGCCCGGGGGACGUGUUGGUGCACGCACCGGCGCUGCUGCCGGCGCUGCUGUCGGUGAUGGGGGACAGCGACGAGGUGUGGGGGGAGGCGCUGAUCGAUGUGUACAUGGGGAUCGGCAAGGGGACGGACGUGGGCAAACAGCGGGACUCCGAGGCGGCCGAGGCGGGCCUCGUCGCGGCGCUGCGGCGCGUGGAGGACUCCGGGGGGGUCUCGCAGCUCUCCGAGGGCGCCGCACGCACCAUCGCGCGGCUCGCGUCCGCGCUCAUGGAGCGCUGCACGCACCUCAUCGUCUGCCCCGUCCCCGGCGAGAGCGAGCAGUGGGCCCGCGCGAGCGUCGCCCUCACCACCGUCGUUGCCCAGCUGAUGCAACUCGACCAAGCACACGAAGACGAGGGACUCAUGGAGGCGUGCGUGGAGUACUUCGUGCGCAUCGGAGACACCAGCGUCGCGUCGCGGCGGCCCGAGCUGCAGCGCCCGCUCUACGAGACGCUUCUGCCCGUUGUUGUGCGAAUAUCUUCGUUCCCCGAUGGGUUCACGACGUGGGCGGAGUCGCACCUGGAGCAGUCGUCGUUCGCGACGAUGCGCGAGCACGUCAUGUCGGACCUCGUCAACAUGGUGUACGUGUUCUUCCGGGGGGAGUUUUUGUCGUGGGCGUUGCAUCGCCUCGCGGCGAUAGGCGCAGUCGGGGACGCCGGCGCGCUCACGGGGCGCUGGCAGGAGGUCGAGGCGAUCUGCCACGCCGUGCGGAUCGUCGAGGGCGAGGUGCAGGAGGACGCGAUUUCGCACCAGAACGCGGCCGAGAUCAUGCAGCAUGUGCAUGCGUUGUUCGGAGCGGUGGCCGGGCCCGCAGGGCAGCCCGGGGGCGCGCUCGCUUCGCACCCGAUGGUGGUCGCGACGGUGGCGCGGAUGAUCGGUGCUUUCGUGAAGUAUUUCUCGAGAGACGACGCACCCAUGGAAGGAUGUGUGCGAUACGUGUUGCGCGCGUUCGCGGUGCCGGAGGCGUGGGCGUGGGCGACGAAGGCGUUCCGGGGGUUCUGCGCGAUGUGCGCGCGUCGGCUCGCGACGGCGCCGGCGAUCCAGUCGCUCAUGGAGGCCGCGAGGGGGGUGUUGCACCCCGCUGUCGGCGCAGACCCCCAGACGCAGCCGCAACGCGAGGAACGCGCGGCCGUGGCGUGCGGGCUCGCGCGGCUCGUCGCCGCGCUCCCGUACGCCGACGCCGCGCGCUUCGCUCCCGCGCUGUGCGCCCCGUUGCUGGAGAGGGCGCAAGCGAUGUUGACAGUGGUGCAAGGGUCGCCUCCGCCGCCCGCCGCGCGCCCAGGCCGGACGAGCCGCGCGGGGCGGAGCGCGCACGAGGCGAAGAGCCCACAGGCGACGCUUGCUGACGAGCUCGGGCUCCUGGGAGACACGAUUCGGUAUUUAGAAAUCAAACCAGACCCGGGGCAGCCACACCCUGUUCUCGACGUCAUGCGCGCGGCGUGGCCGACGAUGACGGCCGUGGUGGAAUCGCCCUCGGCGACCGCGGACGCGCGCGUGACGGACGCGCUCUGCGAGCUCUGCGCCCGGGCGGCCGCGAGCGCAGGUGCUGCCGACAGCGACCUACGCGAUGGGGUCGUUGCGGUGUCGCUGACGGUCCUUGAGCGCUUCGCGCGGCCGUGUGCGCUCGAGGUCCUGUCUGCGGCGGUGCAGGCGGCGGCGGCGAGCAAGGCCGCGGAGGGGGGGGGUCUCGGCGAGGCCCUCGCAAGGGCUUGUCAGACAUGCAUCGCACUUCUACCUGACAGCAAUAGCGUGGCGGGGUCCGGGGAGCGGCCGGAGCUCGUCGCGGCGAUGUUCGACAUGUGCGACAAGUUCGUGCUGUUCGCGCCGGCGCUGGUGUACGGGACGCCGGAGCUGCUGCAGGCGUUGAUGGGCGUGGCGGCUCACGCUAUGAUGCUGUCGGAGCGGGCGCCCGUGUCGGCGACGUGCGCGUUCGUGACGCACGCGCUCGCGCUGCCCCCGCGGCUCAAGGACCACCCGCACCGCCCGCAGUUCCGAAACGCGCUCUGCUCCGCGGUGGCGACCCACGGCGCGCAGCUCGUGCGCUCGGCCGUCUCUGCACUGGGAACGACCUGUCCGCGUGAGUCCCUACGCGCGCUGGGCGGAGUCUUCGACGCGCUGCUCAGCGACGCGGAGUGGCGCGGCGCCGUCGCGGCGUGUCUGACCGAGGCGAUGAGCCCGGGGGUGUUCGCGGCCGCCAAGGAGUCGAUAGUGACCCCGGGGGACUGCGAGCUGUUCCUGACGCUCGUGCUGCAGGGCCACCUGACGCGCCCGCGGCUGCUCGCGCUGUACCAGGACUUCGGACAGCUGUGCCGGCGCGAGGCGUCCGCGGACGUCCUCCUCGCCUACCAAUCGUAG
Molecule: messenger RNA, 2997 nt
Organism: Pedinophyceae sp. YPF-701
Lineage: Eukaryota; Viridiplantae; Chlorophyta; Pedinophyceae
Source: the annotation of a GenBank genome assembly